GCCUCCCCAAAAAAAAGUAAGCAGUGAAAAUUCUAGCCCUGAAAAUUUUUGGUGCGAAGAAAUAUAUAGUGAAGAUCCCAUAGUAAUAGGCUACAUUAACCCAAUUUUCACUACAAAUUAUACUGAGAACUAUGUUACGAAGUAGGUUAGUACCUUUGAGUCGACGUUUAGGAAGACGAUUCAAUUCUUCAGUUACCAAUUCUGAUUACAGUACUAUAGUUUCAAAAUAUCCUAUUGGAUCUAACAUUCAUGGAUAUACUGUUAAAAGAGUUCAACAAUUACCUGAAUAUUCAGCAGUGGCUGUAUUAUUAAAUCAUGAUAAAACUAAAUCUGAACAUCUUCAUUUAGAAACUCCUUCAGAUAAUAAUAAUGUAUUUCUGAUAGCUUUUAAAACAAAUCCUCCUGAUUCAACUGGUGUACCCCAUAUUCUUGAACAUACAACAUUAUGUGGAUCAAAAAAGUAUCCUGUAAGAGAUCCAUUUUUUAAAAUGGCUAAUAGAUCUUUAAGUAGUUUUAUGAAUGCAAUGACUGGUCAUGAUUUUACUUAUUAUCCAUUUGCAACUACAAAUGUUAAAGAUUAUUAUAAUCUUAUGGAUGUAUAUUUAUCAUCAGUUUUAGAACCUUUAUUAACUGAAGAAGAUUUUCUUCAAGAAGGUUGGAGAUUAGAAAAUUAUGAUAUAAAUGAUCCUGAAAGUGAAUUUGGAAUUAAUGGGGUUGUUUAUAAUGAAAUGAAGGGUCAAUAUUCAAAUACAUCAUAUAUUUUUUAUACAAAAUUCUUACAAGCAAUUUAUCCAUCAUUAAAUAAUGCUGCAGGUGAUCCAGCAAAAAUUACUAAUUUAAAACAUGAAGAUUUGGUUAAUUUUCAUAAGGAAAAUUAUCAUCCUUCUAAUUCAAAAACUUUUACUUAUGGUUCAUUUCCAUUAGAAGGACAUUUAAAAAAAUUAGAUGAAUAUUUCUCUAAAUUUGAUCCUCGUCCUCUUGAUAAAACAAUUCAAAAGCCAAUAUUUGAUUCAUCAACUACACCUUAUCUUCAACGGAAAUACUCAGUGAAUGUCAUAGGCCCUCAUGAUUCACAAUCUGUAAAACCAAUUGUAAAUCAAUAUAAAUCAUCAUUGACUUAUUAUUUGGGUAGUUGUCUUGAUGAAAAGAAGCUCUAUGAAUAUUUUAAAUGGAAAGUUUUAAGUUCUUUCUUAUUAGAUGGACACUUUUCUCCAUUUUAUAGUGAGUUAAUUGAAUAUCGUCGUACUCACACUACGGCUGAACGUAUGGCUGAGGAUUUCUCUCCAAAUAUUGGUGUUGAUAUGACAACAUCUUUACUUUCAUUCACUAUUGGUUUUACAGGUUUGAAAAAAGCAACAGUAGUGGAUCUUCCUACUACAGUUAAAGGAGUACUAAUUGAAAAAGUUAUGCCUUACUUAGCAUUACCAGAAAGUGACUGUAAGGAUAGAGUAAGAGCUAUUAUUCAUCAAAUUGAAUUGGGAUUAAAAAAACAUAAACCAGACUUUGGUUUAGGAUUAUUAGAUUCAAUUGUACCAUCAUGGAUUAAUGGAUUAGAUCCUAUUAAAAGUCUUAAUAUAGAACCUAUUUUAGAACGAUUUAAGAAAGAACUUGAAACAAAGCAUUUAAAGGUAUUUGAAGACAUGUUAAAGAUUCUCUUGAACUCAAAUUCAAGAGUAUUUCAAUUCACAAUGAUUCCAGUAGAAUCUUAUUAUGACGAUUUACGAUUAGAAGAACAAGUUAAUUUACAAAAUAAAGUUUUGGAAUUAAAUAAGGAUGAAUUGAAACAACUUCAAGAUAGAAAUAUUAAAUUAGCAGAAAAGCGACAAGAACAAGAAGAUAAUGAAGUUUUACCAACUCUUACUAUGGAAGAUAUUCCAAAAAUUGGAAGUUUUCAUCCAGUUGAAUAUUCUGAUCUUAAAGAAAAGACUACUAUUCAGAAAAGAAUUGUUGAUACUAAUGGAUUAGUUUAUGUAACUGCAGCAGCCGAUAUUGGAUAUAUUGAUCCACUUCAUAUUAAUUUUUUACCUUUCUAUCUUAAUUCUUUAACUGGUUUAAAUGGGACUAUUAGAAGAUCUAUAGGAAGAUUAGAAAAUAAAAUUCAACAAAAUACAGGUGGAGUAUCUUUUAGUUUAAGAGUAGUUCAAGAUCCAUAUGAUAUAACUAAUGCUAGAUUACAAUUAGUAUUAUCAGGUAUGGCACUUAAAUCCAAAUCUUAUCAUAUUUAUGAAUUAUGGUAUGAAAUUAUAAAAGAAUCUCGACUUGGUGAACUUACAACAGAUCUAGUAAGAAAAGUAGAACAAAUUAUUAUAAAUAUGAAUGUAGGUCAAUAUGAUAUGAUUUCUGAUAGGGGUCAUUCAUUUGCUGCCAUGUCUAGUGCUUCCAGAUUAUUACCCAGUGGUUUUUUAAAUGAAUUGGUCAGUGGAGUAAGUCAAGCAAGAUUUCUUCAAGACCUUAAUAAUAGACAGGAUCUUAAAGGAAGUAAGCGUAAUGUUAAGCUAAAAGUAAUUCCAGUAUUAUAUGCAAUGAGUAAAUCAAUUCCUGAUUUGAGUAAGACAACUUUCAAAUAUAGAAUAGUAGGAGAUAAAAAUGCUGUUAUGGAAAAUGAAGCCUACAUAGCCAAAUUUGAUUAUCAUAUGACACAAGGGGAAACCAUGUAUAAGGAUGAGUACUUUGACUAUAUACAAAGGAGAGAUAAGUUAGCAGAAACUAUGAGGAAGAAUGAUGAGUUAAUGAAUUCCACUCGAUACAUUAAACCUAUUAAUGAACCGCUGAUGACGGAUCAUAUUGAAUUUGAAUCACCACCUAUGGAUAAUAUAGAUCAUAUUGUCAAUUCUUUUAAUAAGGGGAAAUAUGGAAAAAACCUAACUGAAAAACGACUCAUAAAUUUACCAUUUCCAGUUAGUCAUACUUCACUUUCAAAACUUGGAGCACCAUAUGCUUCUAAAGAUGGAGCAGUACUUCAAGUUUUAAGUCAAUUAUAUACUUUUAAACAUCUUCAUUCAGUUAUUCGUGAAGCUAAUGGAGCUUAUGGGGGUGGAUUAACUUAUGAUGGUGUAGGUGGAUUACUUAAUUUUUAUUCAUAUAGAGAUCCUGAUCCAUUUAAAUCAAUUGACGCAUUCCAAAAUUCUUUUGAGUAUGGAUUAUUAUCAAACUGGACAGAAAAAGAUUUACAAGAAGCUAAACUUCGUAUUUUCCAAAGUAUUGAUGCUCCUUCAUCUAUUGCCAGUCAAGGUUCAUCAGAAUUUUUUGAAGGUAUUACCGAUGAUAUGAGACAAGAAAGAAGAGAGAAUUUCUUAAAUGUAACUAAUGCAGAUUUACAAGAUGCUAUUCAAAAAUAUUUGAUAGAUAAUAAAAGUAAUCUGAUUACUGUGAUUGGAGAUAACGAUAUAUUGGAUGUAGGAGAUGAUUGGACUAUCACGGAUUUUAGAGAUCGUAAACUCAGAUCCUUUCAAUGGAAUAAACGUGAUUUGUUGAAUAGUCAACAACAACAAUAACCUCUGUAAAUAGUACAAAUACAACG
Scheffersomyces amazonensis is the source of this 3520-nucleotide messenger RNA. It is a transcript of the gene CYM1, whose product is annotated as Cym1p. Gene Ontology annotation, cellular component: mitochondrial matrix. The transcript has a single exon. The record is from RefSeq and is a predicted model, not a curated record. Gene Ontology annotation, molecular function: metal ion binding; metalloendopeptidase activity. Gene Ontology annotation, biological process: protein processing. Lineage: Eukaryota; Fungi; Ascomycota; Pichiomycetes; Serinales; Debaryomycetaceae. Bases 132 to 3494 code for a protein of 1120 amino acids.